Molecule: messenger RNA, 1809 nt
Organism: Fusarium venenatum
Lineage: Eukaryota; Fungi; Ascomycota; Sordariomycetes; Hypocreales; Nectriaceae
Source: RefSeq, a predicted model, not a curated record
AUGGGUGAUAAUUCAGGAAAGCACAUACACUUUCAAGACGGCGAUUAUGGCUCUGAUGGAUAUUCGGACGAUGAUGCCAAAGCAGUGGAGGUCGUAUUCGACCCAGGAAAUCCAUAUCGUCGCAAGAGCUCCAUGGUAGCCUCGGAGAUUAAAGCCCCUGUGAUGCGCCACCCUACUCGUCGCGACGAGUGCCUCGUUCACCAAUUCCUUGAUAGCCAACGACGCGCCAAAGACGCUGCCUGCUCAGCGAGCGAUCUCGACUCGGAAACCUCAAUGGGAAAUGGCUCCUCGUACGUGAGCAGUCGCCCAGAUCCCAGUCACGCCAAUCUUCACAAGACUCUCAAUGGCGACAGUGUUGAAGCCGUUCGCGACGAGGGCCUUGACUCGAUCGUCGACCCGAAGGUUAAGAAGUGUCGUGCUGUCGUAGAGCCCGGUAGUAUGGAUCACUCUGGUCAAGCUGAUCAGCAGGCCUGGACUCAGCAGAUGACCAAGAGCAUGUCUGAGUUUGACCUGGGAGGUUACCAAGAAGAUGUGCGAAGUCGUCUGCUCACAAAGCAGCAGCUCAGCGACAUGGCAUGGGGUGUGAGAGAACUAAGCCGCCGGCUAAGCAGCAUGCGCCUUCGAUUCAAGGUCAAGAGCAUCUUCAUCCUGACAAAGAUUUAUGACCAAGACUUGAUUCCUAAGACACGAGAACUGGUGAAAUGGCUACUAAAUCAUAACCACGAGGUCGCCUACACGGUCUACGUUCAAGACAAGCUCAAGACGAACAAGAAGUUUGACGUCAGCGGAAUUGUUGACGAGGUAAGCAAGGGAUACGUCCAAAAGGACGGCGCAGACGAGCAAACGGUAAAAGGCACACUCAACAAAAGGUUGCGGUACUGGGAUGAGAACAUGUGUCGAGCACGGCCCCAUACCUUUGACUUUGUAAUCUCACUUGGUGGUGAUGGUACAGUACUAUACGCCAGCUGGCUGUUCCAGCGCAUUGUGCCACCUGUGCUGAGCUUUGCACUGGGAAGCCUGGGUUUCCUGACCAAGUUCGAUUUUGAGGAAUACCAAGAAACACUCACAACUGCGUUCACCAAGGGCGUCACCGUGAGUUUGAGGCUACGCUUCGAAGGCACCGUUAUGAGGAGUCAACCGCGCAAGAAAUCACAGCUUGAUAAGGGUUCCGAUGAGGACGAGGAACAGCCACGAGAUUUGGUAGAGGAGCUGAUUGGCGAGGAGAGGGAAGACGAGCAUACACAUCGACCGGAUGGGACGUUUGAGAUUCUGAAUGAGGUCGUGGUGGAUCGAGGACCAAAUCCAAGUAAGAACCCCAGAAUCGACGUUGCCCCUGCAGGAGAUGUUCUAACGUUUGUCAUAGCCUUGUCAACUACCGAGAUUUUUGGAGACGACGAACAUUUUACCUCGGUGUUGGCUGACGGCAUCUGUGUGUCAACACCAACUGGUUCAACGGCUUACAACCUCGCUGCUGGUGGUUCUCUGUGUCACCCAGAAAAUCCCGUGAUGCUGGUGACGUCCAUCUGUGCGCACACACUAUCCUUCCGACCCAUCAUUCUACCCGACACGAUCGUGCUGCGAGUUGGUGUUCCGUACGGAGCGCGGACAUCUUCAUGGGCAAGCUUCGACGGCCGAGAGCGUGUAGAGCUCCAACCAGGAGAUUACGUGACCAUCAGUGCGAGUAGAUUCCCGUUUGCUUCAGUACAGGCUGAGGGACGGAGGAGUGAGGAUUGGGUUAAUAGUAUUAGUGGGAAACUCGGCUGGAAUACGCGACAGAAGCAGAAGAGUUAUAAAGAGUGGGAGAAAUGA